GUCGGCUCUCGCCGAAGGGCUGUCGUCUGCUAGACACAUGCUGGAAAUUGGCGGGCCGCAGCUGACGACGUCAGGCGCUUUAAUCGUGUAAAUAAAUUGUACAUAAGCGCAAAACCUGCCGAGCGAAAAUCGUGGCUCGACGGCGCGAGCGAUUUCUGUGAUGCCGAAGCGGCAUUUUUGUUGAAUUGUUAAUAUUGUACGGAAAAUGUACAGAAGCCCCGUGUAAAUAAGGUUAUAUUUUACACUUGAUUGUGUGAAAGCAGACUGUGUGGCUCAGUAAGAACUUGGAGUAUAUCUUGGUAGAAACAUGGAGCACGAAGACAGCGAUUGCGAUCUGGACAUCCUGAAUAAUCUCAUAUCAAAUGACACCGAGGAGGCCGAGCGAUCCAAGCAGCUCGGAGGACCCCAGCCGCCCGAACAGCCCGAGCCGAGAAAGACUCUGACGGAGCUGCAGUUCAGCUUCCUAGACUCGACGCCUAGUAACGUGGGCAACGAGAGUAAACCAGCCGGCGAGAAAGCCAGCGAGAUUUACGACGACAAGCUCGACUCCUCCGACGACGAGGACAGGCGCUACUUCGAGGAGCAAAAGUACUCGGAUUAUGGGCGGGAGAUGAAACGGUUGCUGAAGGAGCGCUCUCCGCCCAAGUCGGAGCAGCCUGCGAAGUUGCGGAGCGAAAAGACUGUUAGUCUCAACGGUAGCAAGAGUAAGACGUUCGACUUCAACAACGCCGCAAAGGGUAGCGGCAACAGCACGGCGAGAGACGUGUACAGCGACCCCUUCUUUGGGAUAAGAAUCGUCAAUCCCCUGGUGUCCUCCGCCGAGUUGAGAGAACGUAUGAAAGAUAAGGCAGCCGUAACGGUGUCGAGAGUGAAGAGCCACGUUAUUUCCGACAAUGUGCACAACGACUGGGUGAUCGCCGGCGUGCUGAUCAACAAGUCGGCCACGAAGACCUCGCAGAAGGGCAGCUCUUACUGCAUCUGGAAGAUGAGCGACCUGUCCGACGACCUGAAGACCGUGUCGAUCUUCUUGUUCAGCAACGCCUACAAACAACUGUGGAAGACCGUUGUCGGCAGCGUGAUCGGUAUUCUCAAUCCGAACGUGCUCGAGAGCAAGGACAACGUCGACCAGGCGACGCUGUCGAUCGACAAUCCCCAGAGGCUGAUGGUCCUCGGCAGGUCCAAGGACAUGGGCAAGUGCAGGUCGACCAAGAGGAACGGCGACCCGUGCACCGCGGUCGUGAACGCGAGUCGAUGCGAGUACUGCGUCUACCACGUAAAGCAGGAGUACAAGAAGUGUGCGCGCCGGCCGGACGUGCAGUCGAGCAACACCAGCUACGGGUUCACCGGGGACGCGAUAAAACGCAUGAACAGGCAGACCGCCGCGCGGCCGCCUCGCAACGGAUUGGCGUCGUUCGCGCCGGUGCUGGCCAGACGCAACGAGGAGCUGUACGAGAAGGACCGUGCGCGUUUGGAAUUACUGUCCGAGGCCGCUUCCGACACCGGUAACAAAAGAGGGAAAACUGACUCGGGCUGCGAGCCGAGCAACGUGAGCGCUGGGAAGAAAGCGAUAGCCAUCGAGCUGACGAACAAGCAGUCGAGGAAGGAUUUCGAGCGACUCGGCAAACUGAGGAACUGGCAGUCCUCGAAGCAGCUCAUGGUACAAUCGACGCCUGCUGGGCCGAUUUUGUGUCCCAGCCCAGCGCGAUUGAAAGAGAGUAAUCCCGCGCCGGGCAAACCUACGAGCGGUCGCACAGGCGAGAUCAGUUUGGCCUCUCCGGCUUCGCGCCCGCGACUGGGAGCGGGAUGUAAUCGGGACACGAUAGACUUCUCCGAGCCGAUCACCAAACAGCACAUUCGCAACGCCAAGAUGAACGCGAUCAAGUGGGUGCAGGCGCACGGAGGGAUCCAAGCGAAGAACCCCAAUCAGGUCCGCGCGAGCCCGAGGGAAAGGGUGGAGAAGACCGCGAAGCGGCAGAGGGAAAGCGACGAGAGGGAGGAGCGGAGCGCGAAAAAGGCCGACGUGAACGGGAGAUUCAAGGAGAUGCUGGAGGCAAGGUCCUCGCACGCGGAUCUGAUCGAGAGAUCGUACGACGAGGCGAAGGAGAGGUACUUCGACAAGCUGGAGGCGAAGGAGAGGAUGGAGGAGAAGAUGAUCAACACCUUCAAAGUCGACUGCAAAGCCGUCAAGUGCGCGGUGUGCAAGUACACGGCGUUCUCGGCGUCGGACAUGUGCAAGGAGCAGAGACACCCGUUGCGCGUCAUCGACGCCGUUAAGAGAUUCUUCAAGUGCGCCGAUUGCGGCAACCGAACAGUCAGCCUGAACCGCAUGCCGACGCGCAGCUGCGCCAAGUGCAGCGGCUCGAGCUGGGUCAGGGCGGCGAUGAUGGACGAGAGGAAGACCGCUAUCGCCGCGGAGACCCUGUCCAUACGCGGCGCCGAGGAAAAGUUCCUGGGCUCGGUGGCGAGAGACGCCAACCUCGAUCUGCUCGUCCCGGAGGAUUGACAAGACCAGUCAGGUUGCUGGCAACAUAUUUUGUCAAAUGCACGCUGUAAAUGUCUAUGGAAGAUAGAAAGAAAAAGACAGUCGAUUAGAAUGCAAAUUGGUGCCACGUUUGUGCGCAGUACGAAGUAUUAUAUUUAUACAAAAUAAAUGCAAAUGAUGCCGAGUUGUGCUACCGUUGCCUGUGAAUCAGUUUGAAAAGUAUUAUUUUUAAUCUGAAGAAGCUAGAACUUUGACAAUUGGUAGAACUUGCCGUCUGAAUUAAUGUCCGACCUCUUAAAUUGCCGUCGGCUAAAUAAGGAGACGUGAAUUUUGCUAACCGCGACUGAUACUUACUCCUAUAUUUUAUAUCGUAGAAUCUACAAAUGCAGAACAUUCGAUAUCCUUUUGUUUAUUGUCAGUAUUAUCAGUUUUUCUUUUCUUCAUUUUUUUUCACCUUAUGAAAUGUACAAAUAUAAAGAAAUCCUAAGAGUGUACCUCUUGCACAUUUCCGAAAUGAAAUACAUCGAAUUUCUCUCUCCGUCCGAAAUGUACACAGCGAGCAGAAACGUUUUGAUAUACAGCCAGGUACAACAAUCGUAUAAAAAACACCAUGCCGUCUCGACUACGUUCUUCAUUAAAUUACGUUCGUUUGGGAUUUACGUUUAGGCUGAGGUAAGUCAUCGCCGUCCUCCUGUUUUCUCGUGGCGAGAAAAGCACUCCUCCUUCCCCUCUUUACAAGCGAGAUACGAACUGUCUAAAUGAAGGUGGACAUCAGUAAGUUUCUAAAUAUGAAGAACUGUGAUUGGGGUCCGGAAGCAUUGCGUUGACAUAAACCACCGCGAGUCAAGCUAUUUGUA
Messenger RNA from Vollenhovia emeryi, 3339 nucleotides. It is a transcript of the gene Mcm10, whose product is annotated as protein MCM10 homolog. Gene Ontology annotation, biological process: DNA replication initiation; DNA replication. Gene Ontology annotation, cellular component: nucleus; replication fork protection complex. The transcript has 2 exons. Lineage: Eukaryota; Metazoa; Arthropoda; Insecta; Hymenoptera; Formicidae. The record is from RefSeq and is a predicted model, not a curated record. Gene Ontology annotation, molecular function: single-stranded DNA binding; DNA replication origin binding. Bases 308 to 2503 code for a protein of 731 amino acids.